This is a messenger RNA of Syngnathoides biaculeatus (alligator pipefish), 5085 nucleotides long. It is a transcript of the gene ankrd33aa, whose product is annotated as ankyrin repeat domain 33Aa. The record is from RefSeq and is a predicted model, not a curated record. The transcript is spliced from 3 exons. Bases 2054 to 3484 code for a protein of 476 amino acids. Lineage: Eukaryota; Metazoa; Chordata; Actinopteri; Syngnathiformes; Syngnathidae. Gene Ontology annotation, molecular function: protein binding.
AUGACUAAAAUAAUAGUGCAUCUAAAAGAUGCCAAGUAUAACAGAUGUGAGCAGGUGGAACACACUUGUUAUGGUUAAGACAUUAUCAAUUUUCAAAUGUUGAGCUGUUAGUUACAAAAGAAGUACUUGCAUGAUGUCAAACGAAAAAACAGACAGGGCCGUUUGGAGAAAAUCCAAAAGAGUUUUGUAGUUUUUGCUUCCUCUGUUUGGAAAAGAAUAAAUAUUUUAAUCAUGACCAAAUUAAGGGGAAAAAACAAUGUAUUUUGUUUUCAUGCUCCUCUUUCAGUCUCAUUCACCCCACAUAUUCAGGCUAUUCAAUACACAUCAUUCACUCAAUGAUGAACAUCAGGGGUUGAUGACAAGUAAAUACAGGUGGUGUAGUACUGUACUCUGUCUCUUUUCCUCCAGAUAAACAUACCAGAAAAACAUGGUGAACCUUUGACUGCAGCCUCUUUCAGGGUUGCUGGUAGCGGUUUAGGGCCCCCUGAAAAUCCCAAAUAGCAUUCCACUCCAGCAUGUGACGGCCGCCCUGACUCAGCCCGAGAAGAGUCACUAGCGGAUCUGCCGCAUGUCACUUCGCAGCAUUGCUGACGUCUGGACAGUCUGACUCGCAAUUCUCCGCCACAUCUGUUGGUGUGUUUUGAGGAAAAUGCAGGAGCCUAAAUGCUCUCCGGUGUCCUUUUCAUGAUGUUAAUAGCCCCACUUUGAGGCUAGAGGAGACUAAAAGGCUAUAAAUAAAUAAAUAAAUAAAUAAAUAAAUAAUAAAUAAAUAAAUAAAUAAAUAACUACAUAGAUCUGAUUCCAAAAUUCGUAGAUUCCUCCUCAGCUCCUCUGAUUCCAAGAUGUCAUUUGUUAAGGGUCAUUCCUCCAAAUUUGUCCCAUUCGCAAAUACACGAUCAAAUCAACUGUAAAAUGUUUUAUAUUGAGCAAAGUGUCCUAAAAAUGUAACUGACUUCAUAUUUAAUACAUACAAUUUAAAAUAUUCAUCUAAACCACCUUUGUUGCACUUCCAUGCCUCCUAAAUUCAAAACUUCACCAUAAAAUAUGAUAACGAAAAUUAUGAUGAGUCAUGAGCCUAUCUCAGAAUUCCGGAAAAGUCCACAAGUCACAUAUUCCAAGGAAGGUUGCAUAAUUCGGCUCAGAUGCAGCCCUAUUGGAAGGCCAAAAGUAAGUUCACGCAUUUAUUUUUCUGUAUGUUUGACAAUAUUCAAAGUACGACUUGGAGGGAGAGUCGAAAUCUCAACGUGGUCCGUUACUUAAAUUUUUUUUUUUACUGCAAUUUGGCAAGUAUUAGCAUGCUAUUUGCAUAAAUGCUAUGUGACUCUAUUUCAUAUAUUAAUUGUAUGCUUAAGACUGCUGUUAUUUUCUGUCCUGUUACGCCAAUGAGUAGUUUUGCUGUAUUAAAAGAAAAGAAAAUUAGCUGAUAUGGAUCAAAACAGAUCUUGUGUUAUCAGAUUUAGAUUUGGAAAAGGGUUGCCAGUGUUACAGGCAAAUGCCACCGAUUCAGUGGAAUGGCCCAAAUACACCAACAUUGAUACUCUGGUCAUAGUACGGCCUUCUUUAUCUCCUUCCUCCAAUGCUGCUAUUCAUUCAGAGUAGUUUCACAGUUUACGGUGUAAGUCAAAAUAAAGAUUGAUUGAUUUGAGCGGGUAUUCAGUGAUGCUACGUUAAUGGUCUGGACAAGUUAAAAACCUAAACUAUCCACAGGCGGCUUAUGCAUCAAGUAAAUCAGGAUAAGUAGGGCUGGGAUGAGGUGAAGCACCUGAUCCUCUUAAGGCCUCCAUCAAGCCGUCUCAGCUCACCAUCAAACCUGCAAAUGCUAAUAACAAAUAUGCUAGAUUUUUAUCAAAUGGACAAUGAAAAAAAUGUGAUUCUUUGUGGAGAAUGAGUGCGCUCUCUCUGGGUGCUUUAGCUUAAUCCACCUGUUUCGGUUAGUCAAAUGACCACACAAGGGAGUUACCGGUAUACAUGUGUAAAUAUCUUUCCAUUCCAGAUGAGAAGACAAUAUACCAAGGUGUGAUCCUGUCAGAAGGAGCCGGGCGGUCGGGGGUCAAUGGCCUCGACAUGUGACGAUCCCGACUUGGGCGAGGGCCCAUUUGAAGAUUCUGAGAGGAAUCUGGAUGAUUCCGACAAUGAAAGUGUCUUCUCUGAUGACUCGACGCUUCCUGAUUUUGAGAGUGACGCCAAGUAUGCAGAGUCUCCGAAGACAGUAUAUGAGGCAUGUGUUCAGAACGAUCCCGUCUCCCUGCGAAGGAUUCUGGAACGAGGCGUGACUGAGGAAGAGGCUAUGGAGCUGGAUAUUAACAGCAGGAAUGGACUGAUGGUGGCUGUGAGCAAAGGAUUUGUGGACAUCGUCACCACACUGCAUGUAUGCCCUCUAAUAGACGUAAACCACCAAGAUAAUGAUGGCAACUCUGCACUCAUGAUUGCAGCCCAGGCUGGUAAGUUGCACCACAAUUGGGCUACCACACACCCAGGGAUCAGGCCACCAUUCAUUUCAGGCCAGUGUUUUCUUUAUCCAGGCUUUGUCACUAUUCUAAACUACAUUCUCAAUUACUACUCUGGUGUGGACACUGAGGUUAGGGAUCCCCGUGGCUUUACUGCCCUGAUCAAGGCAGGCUUGCAGGGCAGAGAGGAUUGUGUGUCGUCCCUGCUUAUGCACGGUGCUGAUAUGAACGCAAUGGACUAUGUUCAAGGGCGCGGUCUGAAAGAUUGGGUUUUGAAGACGGGAAGAUUUGAGACAUUGAACAGAAUACGCUAUCUACAGGCUCAUCCUGUCGCUGAACAGUUUUGUGCCAGCUACGCACCUGAGUGGCCAGAGCUCAAGCAGCUGGUGGAAAAGGCGACCGCCACUAAAACCACGGGUCAGAAACUGCGGCAGCGCUUAAAGGACAGCUUCUCGUUCAGCUUCCCUCAGGACCCCCAGGAAAAUGGGGUGAUGGACCACAUGGUGCGUAUGACUACAAGCAUCCACAGCCCCCUCGUAGCCACUGCUUGCCAUCCGCUGUGUCCCAGCAGUCCCCCAGAAAUCGGGAAAAGGCGCUUUGCUGUUCCCGAACUACUUGAGAAGCAUAGCAUCAAGGAGCUGGAGGAAAGCACCGUGUCUCACAGCAACAGCUCUCUUGCCUCCUCUUCUCCCAGCGCUGCAUCGGUCACCUCGGUGUCCCUGACCUCCUGCUGCCAGAAGGCAGAGCGCAGGGAGAGCGCACCACCCGGUGGCAUAAGAGGUUUUAUUCCUCGCAGCAUGGCACACAGGAACAGCAUAUUCCCCUCUGGAUGUGUUCCAAAAAUUGAAGUGACCAGAUCUGGCGAUCCUACGCCGAAGAAAGAGAAGAAGAAGAAAAGACAAAAGGGCUACCUGGAGCCUCCUGUGUGGAAGUACAAGGAGGCCAAGGAGGAAAAAAAGAGGGAGAAGAAACAAAAGGAAAAGGAAUUAGAGCAAGAGAGAAUAUCCAAGGGGUCCAAAAAUAGAAACCAAACAUGACCCAAAAUGAACGUUUCCAUAGAAGAUUGUUGAUUCUGUUGAAGACUAUUUUGAGACAAAGAUUGUAAAUGAGGUGAUAGGGUAAAUAUUCGAUGCGGACUGAGGUUUUACAAACAUGCCCUGUUCUCUGAUUAGGUUUUAGCCAUUUGUAUACUGUACGUCCAUAAAACAUAAAGAAGCUGUUUUAAUGGGUAGUGAAAGUGUCACUUGCUGUUGCGCUGGCAUUAUUUUAGCAAGUUAAAGUGCCUGGAAAGUGAAAUUUUACACACAACAGAGAGCUGUCGUUAACCACCCUGGCAAAUUUGAAUGAUUCAAACAAGUUCCCAACUUCAAAUUUGGAAAAAAAAAUCUAUUUUUUUUACCUCCACUCUUAAACUCUGUGGCCAUGUCUGCUAAAUGUGUCAAACAACGUCCUGCUGAAAAGGAGAUUCUAUUUCAUUCAGCAAUUUCAUGAUCGCUACACAUUCCGUCAUGUUUGAUGAUCAAAGGUAUGUCCGGGAGAUGCUACUCACCAGAUACAAGUAGCUUGCAAGCUAACUUAAUUCUAGGACUCCUCUUAGUCGGCAAAUGAGCGGCAGGACAGUCCACAGCGUCACCUCAUCACUUGGAAUUCAAAUAAUGACACUGAGCUGUUCUGUAAAUUGUGAGGGCCAGGAAAGAUGCGCAUUUGAGGUCUUGGCAUCGCUAGCUUGCUAAACUGUACGCUGUGGUCAAAAUUAUAGGGUGGGGGAGGGGACAAUUCAUGUAGCAUGCCCGAGCGCUUCACUUAGUAGCUAUGCCCGCACAAAAAAAUCUGAAAAACUGAAAUGGUGAAAAAUAGUUUAACGCCAUGUCUGCACAAUUUUGUCAAAGUUUUCACGUUACACAAAAUGGUCUUCAAACGUAUAUUUACAGACAAAUCUCUCGAUUCACUUUACAGGUUCUUUAAGCACAGGGAUCAAAUUUUGACCCGUAAUAAGGAGGUCAUUUUUGGCCACUUUCAGUUUCAUAAUGAGGCAGCACGGUGACAGACUGUGUAGAGCAUUGGCCUCACAGUUCUGAGGACAGGGGUUCAGAUCCUGGCCCGGCCUGUGUGGAGUUUGCAUGUUCUCCCCGUGCCACCAUGGGUUUUCUUUGUGCGCUCCGGUUUGCUCCCACAUCCCACAAACUUGCAACAUUAAUUGGACACUCUAAAUUGCCCUUAGAUGUGAUUGUGAGUGCAACUUGUUCUUUGUCUGUAUGUGCCCUACGAUUGGCUGGCAACCACUGCAGGGUGUACCCCGCCUCCUGCCCAUAGACAGCUAGAAUAGGCUCUUGCACUCUCGCAACCCUCGUGAGGAUAAGCGGCUCAGAAAAUGGAUGGAUGGAUUGAAUGUCAUAAUGGGAAGCUGUUUUGACCACAAUGUAUGAUGAAUAUUUUGACUAAAGAAAAACACAGGGGCUACUAUAUCUUUCUCAAUGCAUAAUGUCGCAUCUACCAGAUGCUUUUUGCGUCCUCGUGGCAGGACUUUUAUCACAUUUCUCAGGGAGGUACACCCAUUAAUUUUCACUAAAUCUUGGGUUUUUUAUGCUACCUACCGCUGAACAGUCUGGAAAAAGAUUUUUCUGACUCAAAUGUACUG